Oldenlandia corymbosa var. corymbosa is the source of this 3374-nucleotide messenger RNA. The record is from the annotation of a GenBank genome assembly. Lineage: Eukaryota; Viridiplantae; Streptophyta; Magnoliopsida; Gentianales; Rubiaceae.
AUGCCCCAAUGGACUAUAAAACUUGCAAUUCGUUUUGACGUGGCUCUUCCCUUCCUCCGCCAUUUCGAACUUCAUCCCCUGCGUUUUCCCAGCCGAUUCUUUACAGCCGGAGACAAGUCCGUUCUUUCCCCUCGCCGACUACCACUUUACCGGCGACUUCGCCAUAUAAGGGGGCCGUCGGUAGAUAUCAAGAGCGUCAGGGAUACCAGGGUGAUCGUGUUGGACAUGGUGGAGGAGGUGGUCAUAGCUGUGGAAGUGGGGAAGUCGACUGGCAGCGCCCUAAUCGAAGGUAAUCAUUUAUUUAGAUUUUUAUUUGUUGUUCAAAGGUGUAAAAGCUGUUUAAAAAGGGUUUAGUUGUUCAAUAGUUAUAAUGGUAAUGCUGAUAUGCCUUGUGGUGCUAAUUGAAAGUUUACUCUGUGCUUUUGUUUGCUGGUUGUUAGUUGUGGAAUCUUCAGUGCUACCCUAUUUUUUGAAAAAAUUAAAAAGGGAUCUUCGAUGCUACCUUAUUAAUGUGUGGUCGGUUCCGUGAGAAGACCAUAGAGGUAAACUUAGAUGAUACUCCGUCCUAACCAAGCAUCAUGUUCUCAUUCAUGAAUCAAAAGGACAACGAAGUAGUUGAUAAGGAGAUACCUUCAAUAAUUAUAGUUUAGUCUCUUUUGGUAGUUUGAAAGAACGAGAUUUACAACGUGGAUAUCAUCUCUUACAUUAUGUUUUGCUUUCUUUUGGGAGCUUUUUUGUUCUAUCCUUUCAGACUUUGUUACAUGAGUUGGCAAUUUGAAGCAUUUUAUUUUUCUAUUCUUCAAGUUAAUUUGUGUCCAUUAAAUUAGACUUUUACCCUCGAUGUCAAAUUUAUUUGGGUUAAAUUUUUAGACCUUUAUCUUGAUGGAUGGUGGUAAUACUGUACAUAGAAGAGAACACAAAUUAGAAAAUUAUAAAUGUUCAGCUUUUAAUCUUGAUGGAUUGCAGACUUUGCAGUAAUGCUGCAAUUGAAGAGAACAACAAAUUAGAAAAGUAUAAAUGUUCAGUCUUUAAUCUCGAUGGACUGCGGUAAUGCAUCACAUAGAAGAGAACACAAAUUAGAAAAGUUUCCUUACAAGUUUGUGUUGAUCUCAAUAUUAAAUUGAUGCUUCUUCUCUGAUGCAAUAGUUCGGGAUGGUAUAGUUCUGACUUAUGAGCAUAUGACACUCUUAAUCUGAAAAGAAGUGUCCAUGUUCUUUCUUACUAAUCUGUAACAACGUUAACAUGUAUUACAGAUCUGUUAAGUUGAGUUAAUAUCAGUCGUAUGUGAUUUGAUUUUGUUAGUAGAUUUUGUUUAUUAUUAUUAUUAAUUUUUUGCUUUCAAUUUUUGCAUGGCUAAGGAUAGGAAUUAUUUAUGAUUCAGGAAUUGCAUUGGAUUUGCAUAGAAGAUUCUGAUAUACUUUAUGAUUGAAUUUGUGGAAUGUGAAAAUUACGAGUAAACUUAAUCAUUUUUUAAUCCAAUUAAUGAUUAUAUUUGGUUUUCUUAAAUAGAUGAAAAUUCAUUUAUUGAAAUCUUUUUGUGGCAAUGGUGCUUGUGUGUUUUGAUUUUAUGUGGUCUUUUUCCUGCAUAAAAUGACAUGAUAUUGAAUUACUUUUCUCAGUUGAUUCUCUGGUUAUCUAAUGAUGCAGAGGUGCUUAUUUGUACCUUUGGUCAGUUUAUAGGUUCGCCACAGUAAUUGAGUCCAUUCUGAACAAAGUGCAUGAUACAAAUUUUUUGAAUUUGUAGAGAUUUUUUUCGCUGUCAAUGAUGGUUCUCUUCAGGAUAUUAACAACAAGUUAAGAUUUUGUGGAUUGGAAUAGAAUCAUCUGCUGCUGCUGUGGAGUUUAAUGAUACAUUCCACUUCCUCAGAUCUUGCAAAUAAAAGAAAUUAAUCAUGGGUUUUGCUUACAAUAAAUCCCUCUAUGUUUGCCUGUGGAAGAAAGAUGUUAGUCAACUGUUUGAACUAUGUUAUGUCCGGAUUUCUUCAAAUUUAUUGAAUUCUGCCAACAUUAUGAAACUGUUGUUGCUCUAUAAAAUUUUUAUGUCCCACUUUUGUUACUUUGAAAGGAAAUAAAUUUCGUUGAGCGAGGGGUUACUUUUGUUUUAUUUGCUAUUGGUUGGACUGCUCUACAUCAUUUGUCCUUUUUUUUUUGAAUAUUAAAAAGGUGAUUUAAUACACCUUUCCCAGUUUAGUCAGAAUUGAAUGAGCUUUUGCAAGACUGUAGUAAACACUUUUCAAGGACUAACAAAUGGUCUUUCAUCUGCAGUGGGGCAACUGAAUUUGCAUCUUAGCUUCUUUUGUUUCAAGUAUGGAAAGAAAGUGUUAAUGAUUUUUGACAUGGCAUGUCUAAAUUGGUAUGCUGUUAGAACUCCUUGUAAUUUUCACUUUUUGGCAUCAUAAUUUAAUGGUUGACUCAGUAUAAAGAUACAUGAGCAAACUCACAAAGAAAAACCAACUGUGGACAUUCUGCUAUUCAUAUGUUGAUAUCGUCUUAAAGCAAUCAACAUUAUUUUACCAUGAUAAAAAUGUUAACUCUUUCUGUUUUUACAAUGUAAGUUUAUGCUUUCCAAGUUCAUUUAAUCACUUUGCUUCUGAUUUCUUAUAGAGAAAUAUAUCCAUACAAGAUGUUACCAUCCCAGCUUACGGUUUCUUUUGCGGAAAAUACUGUAUUGGUUGAACCAAUCAUGCAUGAAAUACAACAUUCUGUCAAGAGUCAGAGCUGGGUACCUGAGAAUAUUACAGUUAUGUAGCAUUUUUCUUGCCGUUCAAAUUCAAAAGUGAAUUGAUCAUUCAUUUUUUGCGCUCUAGAAGGAUGCAAUGUACUGACAAUGUCUGCUUUUGGUCAGAGCAUUUUGUAAAUUGUGUUAGUUCUGCUUUGUAUAUGGAAAUAUGAAUAUAUAAUUGAAUUGAGUUUGAUUUCUGAGUGAAAUCUUCACUCCAGCUCCUCCCAGGUGUUUGGUUUAAAAGUACUUUUAAGUUCAAAGAAUAUGCUUUUUCUUUGCUUAUCGAAUUAAAUCUGGGAUAGGGUGUAAUAAUAAACUUUUCUGAUCAGUUUUGUUUUGACAGGUAGGUUGGAGUAGUCGCUGAUGAUGACUUGGUUAAUUACGGCCUAAGUUAGGAUUUAUGGUGGCUUCUUUGCUGUAGAUUAUCGGAAUUGUUUUUCCCGUUGUUCAAUCUUGGCUAUUCCAAUUUAGUAAUGAACAACCUAGAUUUAGAUAUAUUCAGCCAUUAUGUUAUGAAGAAUUCUUGAAUGAUGGAAUAUAAAUAUUGUUUAACAUAGUUUUGUCCUUUUCCUCUAUGAUAAGCGUAAUUUGGUUGUGUGUUUAAUGAUGUGUAAGGAACACUAACACAACUAAGAGAAUUAAUGAAACAGGU